Molecule: messenger RNA, 1302 nt
Organism: Paramecium octaurelia
Lineage: Eukaryota; Ciliophora; Oligohymenophorea; Peniculida; Parameciidae
Source: the annotation of a GenBank genome assembly
AUGGAUAAUAUAUACAAGUUUAAAGCUAAUACUUCAACCAUGCAUUUAUAGCAUCUGAAUAAUGAUAAACAAUUUUAUUCUGAAGAUGAAUCCUCUGAAUUGAAUUAGAAAUAGGAGGUUUACUUAAAAUAAAUCAGUAAACCACCCAGUAAAAUGUCACAUUUUAGUUAAAACCUUACAGGUUAUUAUACUGAUGAUUCGGACAAAGAUUCUUCAAGGGAUGUUAAAAGAGGACCAAUUAGUAAAAUUAAAUUUAAUGUAGGUUAAAAACUGUCAAAAUUUAGGAAUUUAAUGAAUCCAAUAGAAGGUGAUAUUGAGGGUGCUUAGGAGGAACAAGAAGAAGAUGCUCAAACAGACAUAACUCAUAGUAAUUAUGAAGAACCUUCUAACAUAACAAUAUAAUCAAGCAAACUUCAAUAGAAAUUGAAGUAGUACAAUAAUGAAUAGAUUUUUUUAGUGUAUGAUAUAUAUAAUCAUAGCAAAUUGUAGAGAAAUGCUAAUUCGGACAUAGAAUACUCAAAAUCCAAAUAGAAUAUUCAAGGCAAAUUAUCAUUUCAUCCUUUUCGUCAUCUCAUAUACAGCCCAUCCAUCAGUGAAACCACAUUUAAUAAAUUUUUACGCCUCAUCUAAAGAGGACUAAUUUAUGCUAAGCGAUGUCUUAAGGAACCCAGUUAUAAUUAUAUUAAGUGCAAAGCUUUAGUGUUACCAGAAGCCAGAAUUCCUAAAACAAAAACCUUACUCUUAGAUUUAGAUGAAACAUUAAUUCAUAGUUGUUCAGCUAGGGAUCAAUAUCAAACUUCCAUACUUGCAGUGAAUGAUUAAGGAGAGCAAGCAAGAGUAAUUGUAUAUUUAUAAUUUUAGAUAUAUUUAAAUAUUCGACCAUUUUGUUUAUGGUUCCUGUAGUAAAUGAGUUUACUCUACACUAUCUAUGUGUUCACAGCUUCGUCCAGUGUUUAUGCUAGUGCCAUUGUAAGGUACUUGGAUCCGAAGGGUCAGUGGAUUUCUGGAAUCUUAUCAAGGCAGAAUUGUUUGGAGACUAAACAGGGAUUUUAUAUAAAGGAUCUUCGGAUUAUAUCCAAUAAGCAAAUAAAGAAUAUGCUGAUUGUUGAUAAUUUGGCUCAUUCGUUUGGGUUUUAGAUUGACAAUGGGAUUCCCAUACUAGAAUGGCAUGAUGACAUGAAUGAUUAGGAACUCAAAUAUUUAGCAACCUAUUUAAUGGAAGCGGCUGAUUAGGAAAAUCUUAGUCUCUUCAAUAAAAACCGUCAAAGGCUACUUGAUUUAAUUGAAUAUAAAUUCGAUUGA